UCCUCCCUUCUUCCAUCCACUACUUACCUGCACUUUUCAAUUCCACCAAACACUCAUACCCAUUCGAUAUGGAGAACUUCAUCAGCUUGGCCAAGGAAGGAUACGAGAAAUACCAGGAAUCUCAAGGGGGGGGAAACUCGGGCUCUCAGCAGUACGGUAAGACCGGUGGCGCCGAGUACAACACUCCCAGCAACUCGAACGGGAGGAAUGAAGGAUCUGGAGAAGUUGGCUUCAACCACGAGGAGGUCAUUCAGACUGCUCAGCAGCAUGGAUCCGGAGAUAGCUCUCUUUUCUCCAGUGCGAUGAGCUUCGUUAACGGUAACAAGCAAGAGCACACUCAACCGGUCGAUGAGGAGGCAGCACAGAGUGCCCACAGGCAGGCUUACCAUGAAGGUUCGGCCAGCAACCUCAAUGCUUCCUCCAUGGGAAGCGCCGCUGCGCUCCAGGUUCUCAAGCAGUUCACCGGUGGCUCGGGCUCGGGCGGCGGUUCUCAGAGCCAACUGAUCAGCAUGGCGAUGGCGGAGGCCAGCAAGUUGUUCGACAGCUCUUCGGGCGGCAGCGGUGGUAACAAGCAGGAGGCCGUCAACGGUGCUGCGAUGACCGUUAUGAAGUUGCUUGUGCAGAGUAAGUUCAGCGGUGCGACUGGAGGGAGCAACAGCGGCGGGUUGAGCUCGAUGAUGAGCUUGGCUUCCAAGUUUAUGUAAUCAGUUGACGGAAAGAGAUCGCAGGGAAGAACAGACAAUGUAAUACGAUGAUCUGUACCACCAAUUUGGGCGUGUUGUCGGAUAUGUGUGCGGUCUUCGGUAGUGCUUGCUCGACAAUGGACUUGAUAUCGCACCUCGGCUUUAUUUGACGCUUGCAGCUUGAGGAUCUGAAGCUUGAUCUUGAAGUGGACGAAUUGAGGGUAGCGCUCGAGGGGUUGGGAUGGUGAUGAUGUCUGCGAUGAUGCGAGACGAAUGCUGAAAUGCGAUGAGGGAUGCGUACAGACGAUACAGAUGCUAGGAGCCAUGAUGGGGUGCUGGUACAAAUGCGGGAUGAUGCAGAACGAUGCGGGAAGCAACGAGACAAAAAAAGCAGCAGGAACGGAUCAGGCGACGGAAGAACAUAAUAAUGAUAGGAA
Molecule: messenger RNA, 1120 nt
Organism: Stereum hirsutum FP-91666 SS1
Lineage: Eukaryota; Fungi; Basidiomycota; Agaricomycetes; Russulales; Stereaceae
Exons: 7
Coding region: 69-704 (211 amino acids)
Source: RefSeq, a predicted model, not a curated record